Molecule: messenger RNA, 1002 nt
Organism: Fusarium keratoplasticum
Lineage: Eukaryota; Fungi; Ascomycota; Sordariomycetes; Hypocreales; Nectriaceae
Exons: 1
Coding region: 235-1002 (255 amino acids)
Biological process (GO): methylation
Cellular component (GO): eRF1 methyltransferase complex
Molecular function (GO): nucleic acid binding; protein methyltransferase activity; S-adenosylmethionine-dependent methyltransferase activity
Source: RefSeq, a predicted model, not a curated record
UCUCGAGACGACCUCAUAUUUCGACAUCGCAUACCAUCGAGGCAUCUGAAAUUCAACAAUUCAUUGCUCUUCCCUUGUUUGGUUUACCCUCGGUUGAUAUUGACAGCUCUGAUACUUGAACUCCAGCUGCAUCACGUGCCACACCCACUUUCCUCCGUGAUAGUUUUUCUCAUCGUGCAGCUUGUGAAGCUUCACAACUCAACUACAUCCCUAAAUUCCCCAAUUGCAUACACCAUGUUACCGACCCCGGACACUUCUCACGUCCCCUACGAGCGAGUCUAUGAACCCGCAGAGGACUCCUACCUCCUCCUAGAUACGCUUUCAUCCGCAACAGAGACUGCAUUUCUCAACCAAGCCUUCCCGGAUGCUGCCCCCCUCGUGGUGGAGGUCGGCACUGGCUCAGGAGUCGUCCUCGCCUUUGUCAACGCCCAUGCGCAGACUCUCUUUGGCACACGCAACAUCCUCACCGCGGGCGUCGACAUGAAUGCCUUUGCGUGCCGCGCCACUGUCGGCACCGUUGGCAAGGCUGAGUCUGAUAAUGCCGACACCCACGGCUUGUACCUGGGCUCGUGCAUGGGCGACCUCGUCACUCCUUGGCGUGAGGGCUCUGUCGACGUCCUCAUCUUCAACCCGCCGUAUGUACCCACGCCCGAGAUGCCUGCUCGACCCGAGUCGUUUACAGCGGAUGAUCUGGCUGUGAGCGCGAAACCCUCCUUUGAUGAAGACUCAUACCUCUUGGCUUUGUCGUACGCUGGUGGACUAGACGGUAUGGAGACGACCGACAGGCUUAUCGAAGGGCUACCACAAGUCCUGUCCCGUCGUGGAUGUGCCUACAUCCUCCUCUGUGCCCAAAACAAGCCUGAAGAGGUCAAGCAGCGCAUCCAAAGAUUCGGACCCGAGUGGCGGACUCUUACCGUGGGGACCAGCGGCAAGCAGGCUGGCUGGGAGAAGCUGCAGAUCGUGCGAAUAUGGCGAGAGUAUGCGAACCUAGUAGAGGAAUAG